Paramecium tetraurelia is the source of this 2311-nucleotide messenger RNA. RefSeq lists its product as uncharacterized. NCBI's taxonomy places the organism in Eukaryota, Ciliophora, Oligohymenophorea, Peniculida, Parameciidae. The record is from RefSeq and is a predicted model, not a curated record. The transcript is spliced from 5 exons.
AUGGUUUAAGUCAAGUUCAUAGUCUUGUUAAUCUGUGCAUUGACAGUGACCUAAGCUUUUGAAGCUGAGGGCACACUCUUGUCAAUGUCAUUAAAUGAGAUUAGCAACCUCAAUUUAGGGGAUGUUAAUUGUGAAAACACAUCUUAGCAAUAGUUUGUGUAGUUGGAACAAAAUCUCGAGUCAUGGGCCGACAUCAUUGAUCAUAAGGAUGACAUUUAAAAAGAUAUCAACACUUUGAAAUAAUUGGAAGUCAUCUUGCUUUAAGUCAAAAAAUAAACAUAAAAGAAAUAGAUUGCUCCAUAACAAUUGAAAUAAAUAAAUUAAGUUGUGACUAAAAAAAUUAGGUCUUUAGUUCUUCCAUAAACAGCUAGCAAAAUUGGACAAGCACACUGCGAUGAAAUUGAAAGACAAUUAGAGAGAUUAAGUAGUGAUAAUGAAUCAGAAAGAAGUGAAUGUUGUGAUGCACUUUUGAAAUUGGCUACUUUCCUAAUUAGAUAACUAUCUAGCAUUAAUUAAUAAUGCCAUCAAAAUCCAGUCACUGUCAUUAAAAUCAAAGGAUAAAUCAAAGAAUUACAUAUCAUCUAAGGAGGAUGUGGAGGAGGACAAACUAUUGACAUUCCUAUGGGAGGAUCUGAUGAAAAAUGCGAUAAACCAGAAACACCAACAAAACCUGCAGAUCCAACUACUCCAGAUACCCCAACAGAUGAACCAGUUCCAGAUCCUGGAAAAGAAGAGGAGACUCCAGCAGAAGAGACUGAGACUGAAACUGAAGAAACUACAACAACACCAGCUGAAGAGGAACUUCACGAACCAGCUGAAGAAGAAGAAUCAUUUGAAGGUGGUGAAAAAAAUAAUACUACUCCUGUGGAUCUACCAGAGGCUGGAGAGGAAGGGGAAUUCUGGCCAGAGGAAGAAUUUAACCCUGAGGAUGGACCAUAACCUGAAGAUGAAGGGGUUCCAGAAGAUAAACCAAAAGAUGGACCAAAAAGUAGACCACACAGUAAACCAAGAAGUCGACCAAGUAAACCUGCAGCACCUUAAGCUGGAGAAGAAGAAGAAUGGUUACCUGAAGAGGAAGAAGACACUCCAGUUGAAGGAGAUACUCCAGCUGAAGGAGAUAAGCCAGGUCGUAGAUCAAGUAGACCAAGAAGUCGACCAAGUAAACCAAGAAGUCAUCCAAAAAGUAAACAUGCAACACCUUAAGGUGGAGAAGAAGAAUGGCUACCUGAAGAGGAAGAAGACACUCCAAUAGAUGUCGAUGUAGAUACCCCAGAAGAAGGAACUCCCGGAGAUAGACCACACAGUAAACCAAGUAAAGGAAGAAGUGGACCAAAAUCAAAUAGUAAAAGUGCAAGACCUUAAGCUGGAGAAGAGGAAGAAUGGUUACCUGAAGAGGAAGAAGACACUCCAGCUGAAGGGGAUAACCCAGGUGGUGGACCAAAUGGACCAAGAAGUGGACCAAGUAAACCAAGAAGUCGACCAACUCGACCAAGUGGACCAAGAAGUCGACCAAGUAAACCAAGAAGUCAUCCAAAAAGUUAACAUGCAACACCUUAAGCUGGAGAAGAAGAAGAAUGGCUACCUGAAGAGGAAGAAGACACUCCAAUUGAUGUCGAUGUAGAUACCCCAGAAGAAGGAACUCCCGGAGAUAGACCACACAGUAAACCAAGUAAAGGAAGAAGUGGACCAAAAUCAAAUAGUAAAAGUGCAAGACCUUAAGCUGGAGAAGAAGAAGAAUGGCUACCUGAGGAAGCUUGUGAGGAAGAAGGUGAAGAAGAUGGCUGGGUACCAGGUGACAUUCCAAAAGAUAAAAAUGGAACAUCUACAAUUCCUGAUAUACCUGAAGGUGAAGAAGAUGUAGGUGAAGAAGGACGACAAGAAGAUGUAGGUGAAGAAGGAGGGGAAGAAGAUGUAGGUGAAGAAGGAGGGGAAACUCCAGCUGAUUAGACUGAAGAAAGUCCAGAUUAACCAGAAGAAUAAGAAGAAAAAUGUUAAGAAACUGUUGAAAUUACUGCAACCAAUGCAGCUGAUAUUAUGUGUGCUUUAGGAUAAUAUUUGAGUUAAUUGGCUCACGGAGGAUCACCUUCUGAUAGUCCAAAUGCUAAGAAGGUUUGCUUCUGCUUGAAAUAUGAACCAGAUAACGCUGAUCCUUCAUUGCUACAAUUAACUUAAAAAGUAAGCAAGAAAUAAAGAAAAAGAUAAGAUGGCAUGUUGAAAGCAUUAAUUCCUAAUAGGAGAAUUUGAAUAUGAACAAACUUUUUUUAUUUAUUGAUUUAAAUAAAAAAAGUAAACUUGUCGAUGUAUUUUCAAA